AUGGACCUGCAAUCUCCCUCUGUUCUGGCGCAAUUGCCUCGCCCACUUCACGCCUCCACUGGCAAAACCCGUAUCAGCGAUGUCUUCAGUCUCGCCGAUGCGAAAAAGCGCAAGCGCUAUGAAGUCGCAGUUGCGGUUGAUGGUGAGGCUGUAAACAUUUACAAUGUUCAAACGCCAAAGCUCGUAACGUCCUAUGCCGUCCCGCCGCAAUCUACUUUCUCUUGCCGCCCAUGCUCCGUUCGCCGCAAGCUCUCGAAAAAAUCGGCAGUUCGACGACAAACUUACACUGCCGUCACUAAGCCCGAACAUCAGAUCAAGUGUUUCGUGGAGGAGAUCAGCAGCAGUGGCUCAAGUGCCCCAGUCAUUUCUUCUUCGACUACCACCGUGACUGAUUCGACCAGCCCCACCACUUUUGUCGGCAUCGUCCCCUCCAGUGCCAAUGAUGAAGGAGAAAUGGAUCCAUUUGACAUUCUGGCGGUCCACGAGGAUGGUCGUGUCCGCAGACUGUCCUCUGAUUUGAAGACUCAGCGAUGGAGCAUUCAGCACAGCGAGAUUGCCAAGGUUUGCUCUACUCACAGUGUCCAGUCCAGCUUCUUGGUAGAGUUUGAAGAUGCAAAGAAGGCUUUGUUCAAGAGACGACAGGACCUGGCUUCGAUGGCCUUGGGUGAUUUGACGGCCUCUGGUGUCAAUGAGCCAUCCAUCUUGCUGGUUGUAUCGCAGCCAAAGAACACAGAUAGAGUUUCUUUGAAGGAUAUUAUUGUGCAGAUGUUCUCUGUUCCUGCCGAUUCGACGUCACAAUCGCACGAGAGCCAACGGUUGAGACAUCUCCAAACUUUCCACAUCCCGGACCUGAGUGGCCUGGAAACUGCCAACUGCAGUGCAAUGCAAUGGAGCUUCCACUCUGGCUCGGCGGGUUUAAAUCUUUCUUUCGACAAGGGUUUCAUCAACGUCGAUCUCUCCCAAUACUCGCCUUCGGUCACUUCACAGUUCGUGCUUGAUGAGCACUUUUCCUCGGUGAUGCGUAUUUCGCCCCAGUUUGUGAUCGGUGCGAGCAAGUCUCUCGUGGCAGUCUAUGACACCCAGUACAACUCGGUUCAGCGCAGCAUUCCCGCGGAUGAUAUUUCCUCGAGCACCGCAUCAACCGCAGAGACCCCUACAAAUUUCAUCAGCUACUUCGCUAAGCUUGGAAUUGCAGUGGCCACCAAGGGCAACACCCUUAUUGCUUUUGACUUGAGCUCACUCCCGAGUGCGCCGAGCUCUUCUCUCAAGCGAACAAGAGAUAGCCUUCUCAUUGAUGCCAUUGGCAAGGGUAUCGGUUCAUCUGCUGCCCAGUGGGAUGUGGCCUCUAAGAAGCACCGGUCUGACAACGUGGCUUCCCUUCGACUUACCUCCCCGGAGCAAGUUGAGAAAUGGACACAGCUUACACAAACUAUCGACAAGGCGGCCAAGACCAAGAACAUUGACUUGUUCGAUAACGCUGUUUUGACAUACUUUAGCACAUCUGAUGCCUCUACAACGCUCCCUGUGCGCGGACAAUUUGUCAACUCGGAAGCAACUCUUUUCUUGCUGUCGAAAAUCUUUACUGUGGAAGAGUCUCGAUCAAAAGAUAUUGCUUCGGCUUCUUCUUCUUCUCGGCUCCAGGUUGCCAUGUGGCCUCCCACUACUUGCGAGUGGCUCAUCAAGUUGGGUCACUUCUCAUUCGAUAACGUCGAAAUUGCACUUCGUCGGGCCUACAAGCCGCAAGUGCUGCAGAAGUUCCCCACCGGUUCUUUUAUUCAAGCUCUGCUUGAUUCUGAUCCCUCCCUCAACCAAGUCAACCAAGUUUUGGAAGGGCCUACUCUGAUCUCCUCGGAUGAAUUGGCCUAUGCGCUCAAGGUUUUCCUGAACCAGGCCCGUUCGCGUUCUGGAGCUCUUGAAGACACCGCUCGGGCGAUUACCAACGGUGAUAUCGCCACUCCUACCCAGGAACUCACAAAGCACCUCGGGUCUGAGACAGCAACCCUGAAGGACAUCUUCACCGGUCUGAAUAUCUCUCUCCAGAAGAUUCAUGCUCAGCCUCUCCCAGUCGUUGUGGCUUCUCUUCGCUCCAACCUCUCACGCACAGAGCUUUUCUCUAUGAUUACUCCUUCUCUUUCCCUCAAUGUCAUUGUUGACCUCCUCACUGCUUCCGUAGACGCCGUUGGUCCUUCCGGCUGGAUCUCCGCCGUUCCUACAGCUGGUGAUUUCGAGGACUCAGACUCCGUCACAGCGGCUGCUAGCCGUGAGAUGGAACUAAUUGCCGAUAUGAAGUCCGAGAUUUCCGCCGCUCUCGCAGGAGUGGAAGAGGCAACCUAUCUCAAGGGAGUCAUGUGCGAGUACCUCCGUUUCGCAGACCAGGUCGUUACCCCAGCCACUACUUCAGAGGAUGCUCUGGCCAAGAUGGAUGCUGAGGCCGCUGGUCCUUCCCACCUCGUCCGCUACGAGAAGCUCAAUGGCGCCGAGUUGAUGAUUUUCACUCGUCCUGGCGAAGGUGAAGAUGGAUUUGAUGGUGAUGCCGGUGGCAAGAUGCUUCCUCUGUCACUCAAGACUACUUCCGGAGAUGUUUCCCGCACCAAGAUGAAGAAGUCUACCGGCGAGGUCAAGAACCGCACUAGCCGUGAGAUUGGAUACUUGCGUCGCAAGGCGGUUGGCAAGUACUCUUUCGAGCGACUUAUCAUCUAA
Molecule: messenger RNA, 2700 nt
Organism: Penicillium nucicola
Lineage: Eukaryota; Fungi; Ascomycota; Eurotiomycetes; Eurotiales; Aspergillaceae
Exons: 3
Coding region: 1-2700 (899 amino acids)
Source: RefSeq, a predicted model, not a curated record